Molecule: messenger RNA, 1833 nt
Organism: Merops nubicus (carmine bee-eater)
Lineage: Eukaryota; Metazoa; Chordata; Aves; Coraciiformes; Meropidae
Gene: CHAMP1
Product: chromosome alignment maintaining phosphoprotein 1
Exons: 1
Biological process (GO): attachment of mitotic spindle microtubules to kinetochore
Source: RefSeq, a predicted model, not a curated record
GAGCCGUGGAGGCCUGGUCCCACCGUUUCCCCUGAGCCCUGGAGAGCGGCGCCUCACGAGGUGCAGAAGUCUUCCACGGUCUCUCCCUGGGCUCCCAAACCUGCCAUGUCAGUGUCCGUCGAAUCCCGCAGGUCUGCCCCGGAGUCCCGAAGGCCCGGCCCCGUUGUGUCACCGGAGCCGAGGAGGUUUGUUUCUGACUCCUGGAAAUCCACGUCCUUUUCCGAGUCCCAGAAGUCCACUCUGAUUUCUUCUGAGCCGUGGAAGCCCAUCUCAUCUGUUUACCCCGAAGGCUGGAAACCUGUUCUGUCCCCUGACACGUGGAAGCAUUCUGCCCCUGUUUCUCCUGAGCUUCGAAAGCCUAGUCACACCGUUUCCUCUGACUGCUGGAAGCCUUCUUUCUUUCCCGAGGUCCGUAAGCCUGGUGCUGCAGGAUCUCCUGAAUCUUGGAAACUCUCCGAGUCCCGGAAAUCUGCGUAUUUUUCUGAAACUCAGAAACCCACCUCUGCUGCUUCAUCUGAGGUUCAGAAACGGGCUCAUUUCCCUGAGCCUCGGAAAAGAGCUCUGUUCCCAGAGUCUCGUAAGUCCAGUCCUGCUGUUUCUGCUGAUGUCCAGAAACGUGCUAUCUUUUCCGAGCCCCAGAAUCAGGCAUCUACUUCUGCUGUUUCUGCUGAAGGCCAAAAACAUGCCUUGUGUUCUGAAGCUCAGAAAUUGGCUCCUGUUCCUUCUGAGGUCCAGAAGCACGCCUUAUUUUCUGAAGCCCAGAAGCUUGCUCCCAUUUCCCCUGAAGUUCAGGAGCAUGCUGCCUUUCCAGAGACUCAGAAAUCUCCUGAAAUUCAGAAACAUGGCUUCUUUGCUGAGUCUCAGAAACCCACUCCUUCUGUUUCUCCUGAGACCCCCAAACAAGCUGUUUUUACCGACUCCCAGAAAUCUGCCAUCUCCCCUGAUGUUCAGAAGCAUGCUGCAUUUUCUGAGAUGCAGAAGCCUGCUGCUGCUUUGUCCUCUGAUGUCCAGAGACAUGCUGAAACCGCUGUACCUCCUGAGAUCCAGAAGAACGUCCUGUUUUCCGAGCCUCACAAGUCUGCUCCAGGUUUUUCCUCUGAGCCCCAGACACCAAGUGAGUCUGGUGAGAGUGACUUUCUUUCUCACAGUUUAGAUGAUCCGAAACCCCUGGAUGAUUUAUUCUCACAGGAUGAACAAUCAGUAUUAGCCAAAGAAUCGCCAGAAGACAUGCUGUAUUCAUGCCCAAAAAAGAAACCUAAGAAGGAAAACCAGGAAAACUCAGAUUCAGAACUAAACAGCAGCGAGGGUGGAAAACCAGACAUGGACUCGAUGGAGAUUAAGGAGCAAGAAUCCAACAGUGACCAAGAACAGUAUGACCUGGAGUCAUCUGAUUAUGUCAAAGAGAGCAAAAUAGAUGCAGCUACUCCCAUGCAACCGCCCUGUGUGCUGCAGUUUACUGAAGAGAAAGAGGCUUUCAUCUCCGAGGAGGAAAUAGCCAAGUACAUGAAGCGUGGCAAGGGAAAGUAUUAUUGCAAGAUCUGUUGCUGUCGUGCAAUGAAGAAAGGUGCUGUCCUGCACCACUUGGUGAACAAGCACAACGUUCAGAGCCCGUACAAGUGUAAAAUCUGUGGCAAAGCUUUCCUCUUGGAGUCUCUCCUCAAAAACCACGUUGCUGCUCACGGUCAGAGCUUGCUGAAGUGCCCGCGCUGUAAUUUUGAAUCCAAUUUCCCCCGAGGCUUUAAGAAACAUUUGACCCAUUGCCAAAACCGUCAUAGUGAUGAGACCCCUAAAAAACACUUGGACAGCCUUGAACCUCUUGAAGAGCAAAUCUAA